AUGGGCCCCUAUACCGCCUCCUCAUGCUGCUGCCAGGCCGUAAUCUGCCAUGGGCCCCCGUACCGACUCCUCAUGCUGCUGCCAGGCCCGUAAUCUGUCAUGGGCCCCUGUACCGCCUCCUCAUGCUGCUGCCAGGUCCAGAGUGUGUCAUGGGUCCCUGUACGGCCUCCCAUUGCUGCUGUCUCUAUCGCCACACUCUGCCAUGUGCCACUUUCAGGUCUCCUCACACUGCUGGUGGUUUCCAUUUUUGUCAUAGGGUGCUGUAUGGCCUCCCAUUGCUGCUGCCUCCACCGCCACACUGUGGCUCCACACUCUGGUUUUGGCCCCGUGACUGCCCAAAUGAGUGAAGUGUGCGGUGAUUCUAAGAUCGACGGCACUCAUCUGCAUGUCAUACUGACUGACAGUAUUAUUUCUCUUCCCCAGCAGACUCCAAGGGCAUUUAAAUUAAAGGUACAGUGUUCUGCACUAAUAUUA
Staurois parvus is the source of this 474-nucleotide messenger RNA. NCBI's taxonomy places the organism in Eukaryota, Metazoa, Chordata, Amphibia, Anura, Ranidae. The record is from the annotation of a GenBank genome assembly.